Blastocystis hominis is the source of this 1104-nucleotide messenger RNA. RefSeq lists its product as hypothetical. The record is from RefSeq and is a predicted model, not a curated record. NCBI's taxonomy places the organism in Eukaryota, Bigyra, Opalinata, Blastocystidae. Gene Ontology annotation, cellular component: membrane. Bases 1 to 1104 code for a protein of 367 amino acids. The transcript is spliced from 7 exons. Gene Ontology annotation, biological process: protein retention in ER lumen. Gene Ontology annotation, molecular function: ER lumen protein retrieval receptor activity.
AUGAUGCAAAAAUUAUCUCGAAAGCUGCGUAACGAUUACAAGAAAUACCUCAAGGCGAAUCGUUCCAAUGUGAUUCUCUGGUGUUCCUUUGCUGUGUUCGUUAUGUUUAUCUACCAUUUCUUCUCUGAUGGUGAUUUUUCAUUCCUCCUUACUCUUGGCAGCAUUGUUAGCUGCUUCGGCUUUACCCUUGUUCUGGUGAAAUCUUUCUAUUCUAAAUCUGUGGCAGGCGUCUCUCUGAAGUCUUUGCAGUGCUUCCUUGUGGUCUACGUUCUCCGUCUCAUUGCCAUUUGCUUUACGCAAGCCUAUCUCCCUUACGAUAAAUCGGGAGAUUGGUUCUACCAGCUGGUAGAGGGAUUCAGUCUCUUGGUGAUCAUGGCCAACAUCUACUUAAUCAUGGGUCCCUUCAAGUACACUCACAAUAUGCACCACGACACCUGGGGUCAGCAAUACGUCGACAAACGCUACACCGCUCUUCUCCUCAUCGUUCCCUCCCUCAUUCUCGCUCUGAUCGUGCGUCCCCAGCGCAGUGGCCGCGGUUUCUUCGACUUCUGUUGGGCAGCGUCGAUGUACCUGGAGGGCGUGGCGAUCCUCCCGCAGCUGCACAUGUUCCAAAAGAACCGAACGGGUGAAAUCGAGUCGUUCACUUCACACUUCGUGUUCAGUCUGUUCGUGUCCAAGCUGCUCGUGUUCUUCUUCUGGAUGAGCAGCUGGAAGGAGCUGAACGGGUCGUACGGAUUCAUCAGCAGCCAUUUCGCGGGACUGGCGAUCAUUCUGUCGCAGAUAUCGCAGCUCGCGCUCAUGGCGAGCUAUGUGUUCUAUUAUCUGCGAUCGUGGGGGAAGGGAUGGAGCUUGAUGUGUAGAGCCAUUUAUGAUGCGCCGAUGGUGCUGCCUACAAGCUUGGAUAUGAGAUCAGAUUUUUUUGUUUGUUGGAAUUACGACGGAUUGGCGAUGAAUGGGAAAAAGGCUCUUUUCAUGGCUACAGGCGGUCUGGUGUUCGCGUAUUUAGGAUAUCGGUACCAGGAAAGGUAUAUCGAGAAUGCUAGAGUAGUUGCCGGAAUUCGCUUUUAUUCUGUAGAAGAGACACCAGGAAUACAUCGAGGCUGA